Messenger RNA from Polypterus senegalus (gray bichir), 3846 nucleotides. RefSeq names its product nuclear receptor subfamily 4, group A, member 3 (gene nr4a3). Gene Ontology annotation, cellular component: nucleus; transcription regulator complex. Gene Ontology annotation, molecular function: nuclear glucocorticoid receptor binding; zinc ion binding; nuclear receptor activity. The record is from RefSeq and is a predicted model, not a curated record. Gene Ontology annotation, biological process: regulation of transcription by RNA polymerase II; cellular response to corticotropin-releasing hormone stimulus. The transcript is spliced from 9 exons. Lineage: Eukaryota; Metazoa; Chordata; Cladistia; Polypteriformes; Polypteridae. Bases 551 to 2452 code for a protein of 633 amino acids.
GUCACAUUGACGUCCUGCAUACCAAACGCUCUAUGGAGAAAGCGCUCUCACAUAAAUGACUACUAGCAAUUGGACUUUUCUCAGUCCACAACCUCGCUUCUCUCUGCACAUAAACAAAGCCACAUUGGAGCUGCAACACGGCGCAUCAUUAGCAUCACCAGUACGGACGAACCACUACAGGAUCGCAUCCAUUCAUUUCGAUGCAGUCGGAGUAAUUACUGCCUUCUAUAUUAACUGCAAGGGAACAUUCUGCUGCGACUAUUAUUAUUAUUAUCAUUUGCCCAUUUUAAUUAUGCUGGACAUCUACUCGCAACUUUUAGGAGGCGUAUACCACAUGUAAAGACGGAACCGCUACAGCAAGCAACCUCCGGUUCGGAAGAGCACCCCCAGCCGAGCCCCGGCGCUCCUGCCCAUCAUCGUACGGAGAGCUCCGCAGCAUCUGAGGAGUCCAUCGAGUCCUCUGCUCACCCUCGUCUCGUUCGACCUGCUGCGGGGAAAUCAACCACAAUUCAGCGAGCAAAAUACCAACCAGAUCAAUGGCUUACUGAAUAUGAACAAGCCUAUUCAGUUCCUGGAGAGGCUGCAUUUUGGUCAACUAGAAUGCGCAUCUCGAGAUAUGCCCUGUGUGCAAGCCCAGUAUGGCCCACCACCUCUCGGCUCCAGCUAUGCCACCCAGACCUACGCUUAUGCGGGCGAGUACAGCUCUGAUGUCAUGAACCCGGAAUACGCCAAGCUCGGCCUGGACCUGGCUGGCACGGAGAUCACUGCAGCCGCCACCACCUCCCUGCCCAGUUUUAGCACCUUUGUACAAGGUUGCUCUGGGAGCUAUGAGGUGAAGCCCUCUUGCCUUUAUCAAAUGCACUCACCCCAGCCUCGAUCUUUAAUUAAACUGGAGGAAGGCCACUAUACAGUGCCUCCUAUUCAGCAGUCCCAGGCAGAGGAUCCCAUGGCCAGCACCUCCAUGUAUUUCAAACAAUCUCCGCCAUCCACACCAACCACCCCUGGUUUCCCGGGACAGCAAGCUACCUCUUCUAUGUGGGAUGAACAUCACCCAUUGCCGCCAGUCGCACAGACUUGCAUGGCAUCCAGUCACUUGGCGGAUGCUGGAUCACUGAAGUCAUCAUCUCUAGCCACCCGCUUUCCUCUCUUUACUUUCAAACAGUCCCCCCCACACACCCCUGUCUCAGGCAGCCAUUUGUGCUAUGAACCCAGCCUAAGCCUUCCUCUUGGACCAGAGAGAUCGCCCUCCUCAUCCUCUUCAGCAGGGCAGACUGGAUUGGAAACACACUUGUACCCUCUGCACCUGGGAAAAGGUGGUGGACUGCACUUCAGCCCUCUAACUAUGGGUCAGAACCCCCAGUUACUUGGAGACAGUAGCCUUCCAUCGCCACCAAGCCGUUCCUCAUCAUCAGGAGAGGGCACAUGUGCCGUGUGUGGAGACAACGCUGCCUGUCAACACUAUGGAGUGCGCACCUGCGAGGGAUGCAAAGGCUUCUUCAAGAGAACUGUGCAGAAAAAUGCAAAAUAUGUUUGCUUGGCAAGCAAAAACUGUCCGGUGGACAAACGGCGUCGGAAUCGCUGUCAGUACUGCCGGUUUCAGAAGUGUCUCAGUGUGGGCAUGGUAAAGGAAGUGGUUCGUACUGACAAUCUGAAAGGCAGAAGGGGUCGCUUGCCAUCCAAACCAAAGAGUCCACUGCAGCCAGAACCAUCUCCCCCCUCACCUCCAGUCAGCCUCAUCAAUGCCUUAGUGAGAGCCCUUUCAGACUCUGUACCACGUGAACUUGACUACUCCAGGUUUUGUGCUACUGACCAGCCAACGGCCGCUUCAGACUCCCAGCACUUACAGCAGUUUUACAGCCUUCUUACGGUUUCCAUGGAUGCCACCCGGGCCUGGGCAGAUAAAAUCCCUGGCUUUAAUGAGCUGCCCAAGGAAGACCAGACCCUCCUCAUUGAAUCUGUUUUUCUGGACCUGUUUGUGCUGAGGCUUGCUAACAGAUCCAUCCUUGCAGAAGACAAAUUUGUAUUCUGUAAUGGACUUGUGCUGCACAGAUCUCAGUGCCUUCGAGGUUUUGGGGAGUGGCUGGAAUCAAUUAAAGACUUUUCAUCAAACUUUCAAAGCCUUAACUUGGACAUCUCUGCCUUUGCGUGCCUGGCUGCACUGGUGAUGUUAACAGAACAGCGCCAUGGGUUGAAAGAACCAAAGAAGGUAGAGGAAAUGCAAAAUAAGAUCAUCUGCUGCCUAAGGGAUCACUUGAACUUCACCAGCAGUCCCAGCAGCAGUGGGGGAUCUACAGGAAAGGGUGCCGCCCCCCUCAGCCGAAUUCUAAACGUCCGAGCAGAACUGAGAUCUCUCCGCACCCAAGGCCUUCAGCGUAUCUUUUACCUGAAACUUGAGGACCUCGUUCCACCGCCACCGAUAAUCGACAAGUUCCUGGACACUCUUCCCUACUGAGAAAGCACAGGGAAACUCUUUCUUUGGCAGCAGAGGGUCCUGUCUCUUCAAAGGCAGUGAACUGAAGCACUUCUUGACAGCCCUUCUCUGUAUUUCUGAGAAAUGAAGAAACAAACUGAAUCAGUAAAUCUAUUAAAAAAAAUGAGAGAUGAAGAUGAAGGGGACAACAAUGUAGCCUAGGCUCUACAUGGCUAAAGACCUCUCCUGCCUGACUGUUUCUUUUUUAUGUUCUAAAAUUGAACUGCUUUGCUGCUUUGUUUCCUUUCUAUCAUUUUGAGGGAGGAGUUAGGGUGAGGGUGGGGUCGGGGCUGGACUGCUAACAAUGGCACUUUUUAUUUGGACAAUGCUGUCCUAGCAGAAUAGAUGGCAUUUCUUUGGCUGUGGUUAGUGUGUAACAAUGCCGAGCAGUAGCCAAGUCUCCAGUGCGGGCUAUUGCUGGGCUAGAGCACUGUUAGAACUACUACAUCUGUUAUACAGCUGUACGUAACAAAACGUCCCAAAAUAAGUUUUCUGUUAUUUUGGGUGAAAUUAGUACAUUUCAUUAUUUCAAUAAAAUUUGGCUUAAAAUGCUAUUUCAGAUAUGAAAUCAUUUUGAAAUGGAUGCCACUUUUGUGUAUUCAUUUGCAGUCUUGAAAGUGUUUUAUAUAUAUAGCACAGAGUAUGUUGUCUUUUUUAUUUCAGAAAUGCAUUAAACAGAAUACAAUAGUAAGAUCAUGACAAAGGCUCAUCGCUCCCAUAUUCAAGUGCAAUUUUUAAAGUGCUAUUUAAAAGAAACUAAAUGAAGAAAAAUUGUUUGGGGUUUUUGUGGUAGAUUGUUUUUUUAACUCUAAUUUAUUUUAAUACUAAGAAGGUAAAAUAAACACAGUAUAUAAAUAUAAAAUAUAGGAAAAUGGUGGCACUAACUCUUGGGAAUGAUAAGUUGCUGUUAAUGAAGUUACUGCAUUUGGUGAGUGAAGUAAUUCGAUUUCUUUAGGAGGUGAAGUUAGGUCGACCAUAUGCUGUCUGGGUCGAGAAGGACGGGCCCACAGAGGGUACUAUGACCUGCCAGGAAGACUUGAGGUGAGUUGACACAAAGGGGUAAUACAGUUUCAAAGCUCUACAAUAAGAGAUGUGCUGGAGAAAAUUCUCAACGGGCCGGAUUUCUACAUUCCGUGUUGGUACUUUUCUAUGUUUAUACUGUUGACGCCAUUUAUUAAUAAGAGAGCAUUUGUUGCAAAAUGUCUUCAUUUGUACAAAUUAGAUUAUAUGCAUGGCAUAUUGUAUUGGCUUCGCCUGUAUUUAUUGCAAAUACUGCCAGCUCCAAGAAUCUCUGCUUCCUCAGAGUUGUGCCAGGAGCUUGUUCGCACUGACUGAAGAACAUCACAAGAGUGGUAAAGCUAAAAGUCUGACAUGUU